AUGGCGGCGUGGCUGGGUCGGGUGUCGCUGGGCGACACCUGGUACAACAUGUACUCCCGACUGCUGAGGACCAAACCGGUGGGAUCCAUGGGCCACAGCUCGGACGAUCUCACCGAGCUGGCGGAGGGGUCAGCGGUCGGGCUGGCCAAAGUCCUGACCACCGUGGACCUGGUCUCCCUCGGGGUGGGGAGCUGCGUGGGCACAGGGAUGUAUGUGGUGGCGGGGCUGGUUGCCAAAGCGAUGGCCGGGCCUGGGGUCAUCCUGUCCUUCAUCAUUGCAGCGGUGGCCUCCAUACUGUCAGGUGUGUGUUACGCAGAGUUCGGUGUGCGAGUCCCUAAAACUACUGGCUCGGCGUACACCUACAGCUACGUGACGGUCGGGGAAUUUGUGGCAUUUUUCAUUGGCUGGAACCUGAUCCUGGAGUACCUGAUCGGUACAGCGGCGGGGGCUUCAGCUCUCAGCAACAUGUUUGACUCUCUGGCCAACCACAGCAUCAGUAACUACAUGAUCACACACCUGGGCACAGUCAAAGGACUCGGUAAAGGUGAGGACACGUACCCCGACCUUCUGGCCUCGUUCAUCGCCCUGCUGGUCACAGUGAUCAUUGCUCUCGGAGUGCGUAACACUGUAGGCUUCAACAAUGUCCUGAACAUGGUCAACCUGGUGGUCUGGGUCUUCGUUAUCAUCGCUGGACUCUUCUUCGUCUCUGCUAACAACUGGGAGGGUGGCAGGUUCAUGCCAUACGGCUGGUCGGGGGUGAUGCAAGGUGCAGCGACCUGCUUUUACGCCUUCAUCGGCUUUGACAUCAUCGCAACAACAGGAGAGGAAGCCAAAAACCCCAACACCUCCAUCCCUUACGCCAUCACUGCCUCACUGGUCACCUGCCUCACCGCCUAUGUGUCGGUGAGUGUAAUCCUGACUCUCAUGGUCCCCUACAACCUGAUCGAUGGCUCAGCUCCUCUCAUGGAGAUGUUCGCCGUGCACGGCUUCCUGUGGGGGAAGUACACUGUAGCCGUCGGCUCUAUAGCUGGUCUCACUGUCUCUCUGCUGGGGUCCCUGUUCCCGAUGCCCAGGGUCAUCUAUGCCAUGGCCCGGGACGGACUGCUGUUCAGGUUUCUGUCUCAUGUGACUGCACUCACACACACUCCCACGGUGGCGUGCGUGGUGUCAGGGAGCCUGGCGGCCGUCCUCGCUCUGCUGGUGAGCCUCAGGGACCUGAUUGAGAUGAUGUCCAUCGGCACCCUGCUGGCUUACACUCUGGUCAGCGUGUGCGUGCUGCUACUGCGCUAUCAGCCUGACGACCAGACUGACACGCAUCAGUUUGACUCUGAACAUCAGGACAUCGACUCCCUGAAGCAUGAGGAUGCCAAAGACAACCAGAUCCUGACAGAUAAUGACGAGUCAUCUUCUUACCAUGCCGGCAGGAUGGAAGGGGAGGGAGAUGACUCUGAUUUCCACACAGGCCACGCCUCACUGCUGAAAAGGCUUCUGGGAGGUCAUUACUACACCCUUCGGCUGCGUUUGGGAAUGCCCGAUGCGUCAGCACGACCCACCCCUGCCACCGGCCGCAUAGUGACCAGAUGCACUCUCCUCCUCUUCUUCGUGUCCUUCCUCCUCUGGUCCACCAUAAUAUUUGGAGUUGAGCAGGGCACAGGCGUUGGGGCGGUGUUUUCCGGAUUGAUGGCAACAAUGAUGGUGGGGUCACUGGCAAAGCUUUUGAUUAUGAUCAUACAGCAGCCAGAGAGUACAAGGAGUCUGCCCUACAUGGCACCAUGUGUUCCCUUUGUCCCUGCAGCAGCCAUAUUGGUCAACAGUUACCUCAUGCUCAAACUGUCUCCACUCACCUGGGCAAGGUUUACCAUCUGGUGCCUCAUAGGUCUGUUGAUCUACAUUGGUUAUGGAGUGUGGCACAGCACGCUGGAGCUGAAUGCUCGGGAGCAGCAGGCACAUGCCAGCUCCUACCAGCGUUAUGACGACCACCUGGAUGAAACCUUCUCCCCCAGUGAUGACCUUUAUCCUCAGGACCAGAACGAGACACCCUACCAGGGCUGGUCUGCCCCUGAGGAGAGAGGAUACCCCUACCAGCAGCAACACCAACACAAGAUGCAAUAUGAGGACCAAGAGAGUGGAGAGCUGGAGCACAGCCAGUGUGAAGAUAAUGGGGACCAGUAUGGAUACCAGUCUGGAUCAGGAGGCAGCAGGUCCAGGGGAAAGACCAAUUAUGGGUUUAAUGAUGAAGAGGAGGACUGA
Molecule: messenger RNA, 2250 nt
Organism: Archocentrus centrarchus (flier cichlid)
Lineage: Eukaryota; Metazoa; Chordata; Actinopteri; Cichliformes; Cichlidae
Product: probable cationic amino acid transporter
Exons: 7
Coding region: 1-2250 (749 amino acids)
Biological process (GO): transmembrane transport; amino acid transport
Cellular component (GO): plasma membrane
Molecular function (GO): amino acid transmembrane transporter activity
Source: RefSeq, a predicted model, not a curated record